ACUCAAGUGGAGUUCGAUCCCUAGGGUUUUGGUUCUGCAACAGUGAUUUGGUUUUGCAUUGCACGGUUUCUCCCUGGGUGAAUUCCAGAUUGUUUGGAAGCUGAAAUAACUAUAUCCACCUUGGGAAUUCUGAGCUUUUUUUUUUUCCUCUAUGAUUUCAAGCAUGCUGCUUUUCUUUCUAUAUGCAUAGACUGAGAGUUUGGUUUGCAUUCUACGUUAUGCUAAAUGGAUUUGGACUUGAUUGAUGUCGGAGAAAAAUGUAAAUUGGGUUGAAAACUGGUUUCAGUGGUUCUUUAGUUCUUUGAAUGGUGUAUGAAUCUGUUUAUUGAGCAAUGCAAUCCCAGCAGGGCUCCAGAAUCGAUUUAGGUGAAUUGAAAGCUCAGAUAGUGAAGAAGAUUGGGGCUGAGAGGUCAAAAAGGUAUUUUUAUAAUUUGAGUAGGUUUUUAAGUCAGAAGCUCAGUAAAUGCGAGUUUGAUAAGUCAUGUUACCGCAUUAUUGGGAGGCAGAAUCUGUCGCUGCAUAAUCAGUUGAUAUAUUCAAUCUUGAAAAAUGCAUGUCAGGCUAAUACUCCACCACCGGUUCAUGAAGCUCCAGUUAAAUCUUGGAUACAAACAGUGAAAAGGUCUCCUAGUAGACAAGAUGCAUGUGAACAGACUGGAUCCCUUGUUCCCAGCCAAAAUCAAAGUGUGGACAUUUGGUCAAACGGGGUUUUCCCAGUAUCAUCCCCUAGAAAGGCUAGGUCUGGAGUACGGGAUAGAAAGCUCAGGGAUAAACCCAAUCCACUUGGGCCAAAUGGGAAGGCUGAUAGUGUCUCACAUCACCCUGUGGGAAUGGAAGACAAUGCCUGUAAAUUGGAUUUCGAAAAUGGUGAUUUGAUUCCUUAUAAUUAUCAUAGACCAGUACAGCAUCUUCAAGCAGUUGCUGAGCUGCCUGAAAUUGAAAGAGAAGUUUUGGCGCACUCUACAGAAAAACGAAGUGCGCUUGGUGAAAACCAGGCUGAAGCAGCUUUUGUUGAAGAUGAGGAGGAGCUGGAGCAAGCUAACCACAUUAUUCUCUCCAGAAGCACUUUGUUACCACCACUUGGGAUUCCAUUUUGUUCAGCUAGUGUUGGUGGAACCCGCAAAUCUCUGCCAGUGGCAAGCGGUGGUGACUUUGUUAGCUACUUUGGGUAUGGUGGUUUAUAUGAUACCGAUACAUUGAAGAAACGCAUGGAGCAAAUCGUAGCAGCACAGGGCCUUGGUGGGGUUUCUGUGGAAUGUGCUAGUAUGCUGAAUAACAUGUUGGAUGUAUACUUAAAGAAACUUAUCAGGUCAUGUGUAGAGCUGGUGGGAUCAAGGUCUACUCCAGAAUCGAAAAAGCAGUUUGCCCACAAGCAACACCCUCAAGGCAAGCUUAUGAAUGAUAUGUGGCCAAGUAACCACUUGCAUAUGCAGAGUAGCUCUGGGCUUACAGAAGUUUUGCAGGAACCUGGGCAGCAUUGCUCGAUAUCUUUGCUUGAUUUCAAAGUGGCAAUGAAGCUAAACCCCCAGAAGCUGGGUGAAGAUUGGCCAUUGCUACUGGAAAAAAUUUGUGUGCAUUCUUUUGAGUCGUGAAUCCCUGCAAAAUUUUGUUUAUCCUGAAGCUGUGAUUAGAUCCUGUUCGUUCUGGUUCGAUGUUCUUGAAAAAAAUGAUCACUGAAGGUCCCAGUUCUUCCCCAUUACUGACAUUAACCAGAUGGUGUGCAGUUGCAUCCUCGCGAGAUGAAAUUAUGGGUUACAGUGUGGGGAUGCAUGUACCCCUGCCACAAAGCCAGGAUGGGUCUGGAAUUUUUUUUUUUUUUUGAGCAACUGAGCUAAGAUGCUUGAAAAGGAAGUGCUGACAAUCAGUUGCUAUGUUGUACGAUUAGGAUUGUUUUGGCUAUCUUCUGCCAUCUCAGCAGAUCUCAGUUUUUUUUUUUUUUUUUGUAAACUACAGCCAACAAGGAGGAAACUGAAGAAAGUUUUGCAGGAAAGCUGUUUUGUAGCUUGUUUAAAGGUUGGUUUGCAGAAUGCUUGCAGUUAUCUGCAAGUAUAUGGUGGAUCAAGUCAUAUACUCAGCAGCUUUCUGAUGUCUGACUAUCUGGAACAUGAAAAAGGGCAUUUGUAGAUGGUGCUGGAUCUCUUGUGAUAUAAAGAGGUAAAAGUUUCUCAAUUUUGAUAAAAAAAAAAUCUACCAACAACCCAUCGAUGUUCAGUAGGAGUCGGUAUGUUUACUUGCUAGUGCCGUUCUUCGAUUUCACUCUGCUCUAGAUAUGAGAGAUAAUUUUGCAGAAAUUUUCUUGUAAUUCACAACAUACAGAUGCUAUAUUUUGUUGA
Molecule: messenger RNA, 2333 nt
Organism: Hibiscus syriacus
Lineage: Eukaryota; Viridiplantae; Streptophyta; Magnoliopsida; Malvales; Malvaceae
Exons: 2
Coding region: 333-1592 (419 amino acids)
Biological process (GO): regulation of transcription by RNA polymerase II
Cellular component (GO): SAGA complex
Molecular function (GO): transcription coactivator activity
Source: RefSeq, a predicted model, not a curated record